This is a messenger RNA of Trypanosoma theileri, 492 nucleotides long. Its product is annotated as anti-silencing protein ASF 1. Gene Ontology annotation, molecular function: histone binding. The transcript has a single exon. Lineage: Eukaryota; Euglenozoa; Kinetoplastea; Trypanosomatida; Trypanosomatidae. The record is from RefSeq and is a predicted model, not a curated record. Gene Ontology annotation, biological process: DNA replication-dependent chromatin assembly. Gene Ontology annotation, cellular component: nucleus. Bases 1 to 492 code for a protein of 163 amino acids.
AUGAGCACGGAGCCUGUAGUACAGCUACUUGAGAUUGAGCUAUUGGGCGACAAUCCUGCGUUAUACACGCAGUCCUUACGCUGGCGCAUGCGUUUGGAGUCUUUGUAUCCACUUCAGGAGCCCAUUUCUGUGGCUUUUGUGUGGGUUGGCAGUGCGAGCAGUGCGGCUUACGAUCAGGUGCUUGAUGCCUUUGACGUUGGGCCGUUGGCGAAGGGGGCGACGGAGUUUACGAUGGAGUGCGACCCGCCGCGGGCGGAGUUGGUGCCGCCGGAGGAGCUACUCGGUGUGACGAUCCUCGUCAUCUCCUUCCAGUACCGCGGGCAGGAGUUCCUGCGGGUCGGGUACUACACACAGGUCGCCUACUUUGACCCGCACCUCAACCAACUCCCACCCCCACACCCGCAGGAGGAUCUCCUCGGACGCUUCAUCGCCAUGCCACGUCCUACAGUCACAGUAACUCCUAUAGCCUGGGAUAAGGAAACGGGGAAUUGA